Molecule: messenger RNA, 2638 nt
Organism: Eucalyptus grandis
Lineage: Eukaryota; Viridiplantae; Streptophyta; Magnoliopsida; Myrtales; Myrtaceae
Product: pentatricopeptide repeat-containing protein At5g15010, mitochondrial
Exons: 4
Coding region: 112-1911 (599 amino acids)
Molecular function (GO): protein binding
Source: RefSeq, a predicted model, not a curated record
GUUCGAUAGUCGCUCAACUAUCGUCCGUUGACGAAGCAGUCAGGUUUUCCCCGCUCGGUACUUUUCUCGAACACUCGCCAUGCAUGCCGCCCUCCUUUGCUUCGCGUCAGAAUGAGGAGACUCGGGUCGCUCGGCGCCUUCGCUCUGCUCCGCCGCCACUGCAGUUCCGCCCCAACCGGUCCGUCGAAGCGCGCGCUCCUCUCGCCCGCGCUCGACUCCGCGUCGUCCGCUCUCGGCGGUCCCGACCGCGCGCGUCCCCAGGUCUCUGCCCCCGAGGUCUCGUCUCCUUCUCGCGCGCCUCCGGAUCCGCGUCCGGUGGCUCCCGGACGUUCUGCCGCUCGCGAUGAUCUCGACCGCAGCUGCCGCGACGGAGAAGGAGACGAGGAGGAGGACGAGGAGGGCGACGGGGCCUCGGAUUGCGAGGCUGAUUUCCGGGAGCGGAAGGUGGUGAGCGAGGCUCUCGCUCGCGAUGCGAAAUCCAUCGUGGACGUGUUACGCGAGACGGCGUCCCGUCGCGUGGAAACGAAGCCUAGGCUCGAUAAGUGCGGAGUUGCCGCGUCGUCGGAACUGGUGACGGAGGUUCUUUCGCAGGUCCGAAAUGACUGGGAAUCGGCGUUCACCUUCUUCCUGUGGGCUGGGAAUCAACGGGAUUACUCCCACUCGGUUCGGGAAUAUCACUCCAUGAUCUCCAUUUUGGCGAAGAUGAAGAAGUUCGACACUGCCUGGGCGUUGAUUGAUGAAAUGAGAGGAGGCAAGGAUCGUCCAUGCCUCCUUACUCCUCAGACUCUGCUGAUCAUGAUCAGGCGAUACUGUGCUGUGCACAACGUCGGUAAGGCCAUCAAUACCUUCUACGCGCAUAGAAGAUAUAAUUUCGAUGUCGGGAUUGAGGAGUUCCAGGGUCUGCUCUCUGCGCUUUGUCGGUAUAAGAACGUGCGAGAUGCGGAGCACUUGCUAUUCUGUAACAAGAGUGUGUUCCCUCUCAAUACAAAGAGCUUGAAUAUAAUCCUCAAUGGCUGGUGUAACGUGAUCGUCAGUCCUCGGCAGGGGGAGAGAAUUUGGAAAGAGAUGAGCAAGAGAGGCAUAGCGCAUGAUGUUGUCUCAUAUGCUUGUCUCAUAUCUUGCUAUUCGAAAUCCAGGAACCUCAACAUGGUGCUUAAGCUCUUUAACCGGAUGAAGGAAUUGGAGAUUGCUCCGGAUAGGAAAGUUUACAAUGCGGUCAUUCAUGCUCUUGCAAAGGGUAGGCUUGUGAAGGAAGCCGUGAAUCUCAUGAGAAUGAUGGAUGAUAAAGGUAUUGCACCCAAUGCUGUUACUUACAAUUCAUUGAUCAUGCCCCUUUGUAAGGCCCGGAAUGUCGAUGGAGCUAAAAAGGUCUUUGAUGAGAUGUUGCAGCAGCGGCUUCACCCUACCAUUCGAACUUAUAAUGCCUUUUUACGUAUUCUUAGGACAGGGGAAGAAGUUUUUGAACUCUUAACAAAAAUGAAGGAGAUGGGAUGCCAUCCAACUUAUGAUACGUACAUCAUGUUGAUCAGAAAGUUUUGUCGAUGGCGCCAACUUGAUAAUGUUUUUGAGCUGUGGAAUGCAAUGACUGAGAAUGGAUUGAGUCCUGAUCGCAGCUCUUAUAUUGUGUUGAUUCAUGGACUGUUUCUGAAUGGAAAGUUGGAGGAAGCAUACAGAUAUUAUUUGGAGAUGAAGAACAAGCUGUUUUUGCCCGAGCCUAAAAUUGAUGAGAUGCUUCAAGCAUGGGUAUCUGGGAAACAAGUAACAGCAAUUAGUACGGUGGAGAAUCAGCCACAUUUUAAUCAUUUGGAUCAAGCUUCCUCUGGAAAACUCAAUCGCGAAUCAGAUUUCCUUCGUCAACCUGAGUCGAGAACAGUUGUGAGAGAGCGGGGAUAUUCUUUUUGGGAGCACUAGGAUAGGGUAUAUUUGGUCACGCUGUCAAUGCAUCGUAUACAGACAUUCCUAAAGGUAUAGUGGAGAACCAGAACAAUUUCAAGAUCUAGAAGUGGGACCUGUUCUCGUGGUUUAUAAACUGCCCAUUGAUGAAAGGUGGUUGUUUGAGUUUGUUUUUCUUCUUGGCGCUUCUCUCCUCCUUUGAUUAUGCCUGGGAAAGCUGGACCACAGACGAAAAGAGGCGCUGGACCUUAUGCUCAGUCAUGGACAACAACAAUAAUAUAAUCAAACUUUGGAUAUCCAUCACGUGUUCUACUCUUGAAACCCAACCUCAACAAGCUACCUGGUGCAUGGGGAAAAGGAAGCGAGGUGGCGUGAACAACCCGUGGAAUAUCCGAGGAAAGAAAAAGAAGAAGAAGAAGAAGAAGAAGAAGAAGAAGCAAAAUAGAACCAGCCGAUCAAGAUAUAGAUUCGAGAGUUAAACUGGUUAAACUAUGGUUUCCAAUUUUUGGAACAGGAAACCGAACAGGUUCCCUUGUGAACUGGCCUUGAACUCAUUUUCCGGAUUGAACUAGCCCAGUCGCUCUUCCCUAAUAAAUAUUGAGUUUUUUGGGGUUUUCCCCUAUACUUUGUAGACUUUGAAUAGGGAUGAUAUUUCGUAUGGAGGGACUUUGUAUGUAGACUUUUCCAGGACUUUUAAACGUAAACUACGGAUAAAGCAGAGCGGACCUAACAUCACAAAGAUCAA